GGGCUGGUGGGGCCGGGCCGGGGGCGGGGCGAAGCAGCCAGAGUCACCCGGGCCCGGCAGCGCCCGGCUCAGCAUCGCCCGGAGCCGCCAUGGAGCCGGCAGCAUCGGAGGAGUGCAGCAGGUACACCUACGAGCAGCACAAGGAAACAGCCGACUGGCUGUUGGAUCACACCACACACCGGCCCAGCUUGGCCAUUAUCUGUGGCUCUGGCCUCGGGGGCCUGGCUGACCAGGUGAAGGAUCCAGUGGUUUUUAACUACACGGAUAUUCCCAACUUCCCCCAGAGCACAGUGGUGGGCCAUGCGGGGAAGCUGGUGUUCGGGACGCUGGCGGGCGUAAGCUGUGUGGUGAUGAAGGGCCGGUUCCACAUGUAUGAGGGGUACCCGCUGUGGAAGGUGACGUUCCCGGUGCGGAUCUUCCAUCUGCUGGGUGCACGGACCCUGAUUGUCACCAACGCGGCCGGCGGCCUCAACCGCGGGUAUCAGGUGGGUGACAUCAUGGUGAUCCGGGACCAUAUCAACAUGCCUGGCCUGGCUGGCAUCAACCCACUGAGCGGCCCUUGUGACGAGAGGUUCGGGCCCCGCUUCCCUGCCAUGUCAGACGCCUACGACGAGCAGCUGCGGGGCCUUGCGCUGGCAGUGGGCAAGGAGCUGGGCUAUGGCCCCAGCUUGCACGAGGGCGUCUACUGCACCUUGGGGGGGCCGAACUACGAGACCAUCGCUGAGUGCCGCUUCCUGCAGCAGCUGGGAGCCGACGCCGUAGGGAUGAGCACGGUGCCCGAGGUGCUUGUGGCCCGACACUGCGGCCUGCGCGUCUUCGGCUUCUCUCUGAUCACCAACAAGUCGGUGCUGGAGUACGGGACCCGGGAGAAGGCCAACCAUGCCGAGGUGCUGGAGGCCGGGCGCCAGGCCGCUCUCAAGCUGGAGCGCCUGGUCUCUGUGCUGCUGGAGCGCAUGAAGGGCAAAGGUCUGGUGUAGCCAGCGCGGGGGUUCUCUCCCCUGGCACCUGCCUCCAAUGCAAACUGCUGCCCUGCCCCUUCCCCUGCGGCUCACUCUGCUAGCCUGCCCCCCACUCUUGGUUUUGUGGCCGUUGCUCCUGGCUCCCAAGUGUGCUGAUCUCAGCCCAGAGCCCCCUCCGGCAGCCUCUGACUUCCAUCCUUUCCCUAAUGAGGGGUUGGUGUCCGAGGCUGGCAUCCUGUGGCGCUCGCGGUGCUGCCGCUGGAGUCCUGCAGACCAUGGGAUUCCUGCCCAAGCCCCUGUCUCAGCUCCAACCCCCACUAAUGCCCCCUUCCAGGGGUGCAGCCUGGGAUGCUUCCCCUGAAAGCAGCUGCCUCGAUCGCUGGCACUACCGGGGAUUGUCACCUAGCCGGUGACGCCACAGAAGACUCUGCGUUCCGGCCCAUAGGACUGCUGCUCCUAAAUCCCCUGGGCAAUUUGCCUAAGCCUGUGCCGCCCGCUCACAGGUGAGGAGAAACAUUUUGGGGGUUGUUAUCCAAACCCCCUUACUGGGGAAGGGAUCAACUCUUGGCUCAAUGCCAAGGAGGUGGGGACAGCAGCCCAACCCUGUCUGGGCACUAGGCCGUGUUCGGUGCAGGUGAGAGCCGGCCCUCUCUUCACAUUCCCACGUUGGACCAUUCCGGCUCUUCUGCAGUGGUAUAUUUUGUUACCAAUGCUCAGUUUGCAGCUGGGAUGAUUCAGAGCUGCCACAGCAAUGGGGAGCCCCCAAUGAACUGGGGGUUUGGCUCCCCCAAUACCAGGCAGCUCUGCCCCUCGCAAUCCUGCUGGAUUUUAUCAUAGGACCACUCCACCGCUGCGUUCUGUCAGUUGCGCGCAUUGCUAACAAUACAACAAUGACAGAACAAGAGA
Messenger RNA from Gopherus evgoodei (Goodes thornscrub tortoise), 1865 nucleotides. RefSeq names its product purine nucleoside phosphorylase (gene PNP). Gene Ontology annotation, biological process: nucleoside metabolic process. Lineage: Eukaryota; Metazoa; Chordata; Testudines; Testudinidae. The transcript has 6 exons. Gene Ontology annotation, cellular component: cytoplasm. The coding region runs from base 90 to 977 and encodes 295 amino acids. The record is from RefSeq and is a predicted model, not a curated record. Gene Ontology annotation, molecular function: purine-nucleoside phosphorylase activity.